Messenger RNA from Prunus armeniaca (apricot), 651 nucleotides. NCBI's taxonomy places the organism in Eukaryota, Viridiplantae, Streptophyta, Magnoliopsida, Rosales, Rosaceae. The record is from the annotation of a GenBank genome assembly.
AUGGGUGCUGGAGGUCCUGAUGAGGAGGACAACAGGUGGCCGCCAUGGCUGAAGCCUCUGCUGAAAGAGAGCUUCUUUGUUCAAUGCAAGCAACAUGCCGAUUCUCACAAGAGUGAAUGCAACAUGUACUGCUUGGAUUGCAUGAACGGUCCUCUCUGCUCUCUCUGCCUCUCCUACCACAAAGACCACCGUGCUAUUCAGAUAAGGAGGUCCUCAUACCAUGAUGUGAUUAGGGUCAAUGAGAUUCAGAAGCAUCUGGACAUCAAUGGAGUCCAAACGUACAUUAUCAACAGUGCAAAAGUUGUUUUUCUGAAUGAGAGGCCUCAGCCUAGGCCUGGCAAAGGAGUCACAAAUACCUGUGAAGUCUGUGAACGCAGCCUCCUAGAUUCCUUCAGAUUCUGCUCUCUUGGUUGCAAGAUUGUGGGGACAUCUAACAAUCCCCAGAAGAUGAAGCAUUCAAAGGCAAUGGGGUCUUCUGAUUCAGAGGACUCAUACAGCAGCAGCAGCCAUGGAAGGUCCAAAAGCAGCAACAGGGUCCAGAGCUUCACACCCUCAACACCACCCCCAACUUCUGCUAAUUACAGAACGGCCAAGAGGAGGAAGGGCAUUCCCCACAGAGCACCCAUGGGAGGACUAAUUAUAGAAUAUUAA